Molecule: messenger RNA, 2284 nt
Organism: Serinus canaria (Common canary)
Lineage: Eukaryota; Metazoa; Chordata; Aves; Passeriformes; Fringillidae
Gene: CPLANE2
Product: ciliogenesis and planar polarity effector complex subunit 2
Exons: 4
Coding region: 752-1702 (316 amino acids)
Molecular function (GO): GTPase activity; GTP binding
Source: RefSeq, a predicted model, not a curated record
CGCGUCUUAAAGGGCCCGCGCGGGAAAAUUGGUGUGGGGGACAAGGCAUGGGGGGAUUUGGGGGGCAGUGGGUCCGGGAAGGGGACAGGGGCUUCCCCUGUCCCCUUCCUAAAUGGGUUCCCCCUCUCUUCCUAAAUGCUGUGGGGUACGGGGUCAGCUGGGGGCAGCACAGACCCCGCGGGGGUGGCAGGCAACCCUCGGGGGAGUGCAGGGAUCCCGUAUGGAGCUGUGACGGACACCCUGGGAGGAAGGAGGGACACUGAGGGGGGCAGGGACCCCGUAUGGAGCUGUGACGGACACCCUGGGAGGAAGGAGGGACACUGAGGGGGGCAGGGACCCCGUAUGGGGCUGUGAGGGACACCUGGGAGGAAGGAGGGACACUGAGGGGGGCAGGGACCCCAAAGUGGGGCACAGGAACCGGAGAGGGGCAGGGAAACCAUGGGAAGGCGGUGGGACUCUGUAGGGGAUGCAGGGACCCCAGAGAGGGUCUUGGGGCCCUAGAGAGGGGUCAGGGACCCCAUGGGAGGGUGCAGGGACUCCAUAGGGAGGGCACAGACCCCAUGGAAGGAGGGCAGGCACCUCACAGAGGAGUGUCAGGGACCCCGUGGGUGGUUUUGGGGAGGAUGCUGGGACAUGGGGGAUGUUUUAGCGACCCGAUGAAGGAUUUAGGGGCCCUGGGGAGGGUGCCUGGACCCUGGAGUGGGGUCAGAAGGAGACCCCAAAGCUGCAGAUGCGGUGACCCCAUGGGGGAAUGGGGGCUCUUCACCGUAGGUUUGGGGGCCUAUGGCAGAGCAGGACUGGGCGCUGGAGCCGGGCUGGCUCCUGUCCCCCGCCGGCCGCCCCUACCUGGACUCCAUCCUGCACAAGAACCAGCGGAGAGUGUUCGGUGCGUGCCCCCCCUGCGCCCCCCAGCCGGGCUCUCAGCCCCCAGAAUGACCCUGAGCGCCUCCCCAGGUCUGCUGGAGCGCCCGGCGCUGCCGCCCGCGCUGGCUGUCCCCACGGUCACCUACAAACUCUUCCUGGCGGGCAGGAGCGGCGUCGGCAAGACAGCGCUGGUGGCCUGGCUGGGAGGGACCCCCGCGCCCGCCGCCCACCACGAGACCCUGGGCAUCGAGGCCACCACGAGACCCUGGGCAUCGAGGCCACCACGCUGUUCUGGCCCGCCAAGCCCCGCGGCAGCGGCCGCCCCGUCCUGUUCCAGCUGCACCUCUGGGACUGCGGGGACGGAGCGCUCAGAAAGUUCGAGCACCUGCUGCCCGGGUGUCCCCGUGCCCAGGCCUGUAAGGAGGAGGCGGACGCAGCCCUGUUCCUGUUCUCCUUCACCGACCGCGCGUCCUUCGAGGAGCUGCCGGCGCUCAUGGGCCGCGUGCUGGGCCCCGGGGACCGCCACCUCGUCAGGGUGGUCGUGGGCACCAAGUAUCCUUUUGGGGGUCCCCAAAGGUCACCCCGUGGCGGGGGGAUUGCACCCCCGGGGCUCUCAGCGCUAGGCAUCGCAGGGGCUGAGAACGGCACAACGAUGGAUUCCCUACUCCUGCUGAUUUUCACUGAGUUUUGGGGGUUUUUUAGGUGUUCCUUCACCCCCCCCCCAGCCGUCCCAGAAUGGGUUCGCACCCGCAGAUUUCUCAGCAUUUGGUAUCUCAGCAGGCUGAGAAUGUGCACAAAUGGUUACACCAAUGGGUUCACAGUUCCUGCUUAUUUUUAGGGAGUUUUGCCACCCUAAAGGAGAUUUUUGGAGUGUUGGUGUCUCCCUUGACCCUAUUUCCCCCCCUCAGUCAGGUUUGCACCCCCAGAUUUCAAAUCACUCAAUUCCUCAUUAGGCUGAGAAUGUGCAACUCUCAUUACACCCAUGGUCCUCAACUCCCAUUGAUUUUUAGGGGGUUUGGAGGGGUUUCUUUGGGCCACAACUCUCACUUAUUUUCAGGGGGUUUUGGGGGGAUUUUCUGGGUCUCCCUUGACCCUGUGUCCCCACCCCAAUCAGGUUUGCACCCCCAGAUUUCUCAGCAUUGUUAUCUCUGCAGGCCGUGUUGGUGCAACACUUCAUUGCACCAAUGGAUUCACAAUCCCCAUUUCUCUUCUGGUGGUUUUGGGGGGAUUUUUCAGGGUGUUGGUGUCUCCUUGACCCCAUGUCCUCCUCACAAUCAGGUUUGCACCCCCAGACUCCAAACCACUCAGUCCCUGAGCAGGCAGAGAACACUCCCACCUGGUUACACCGAUGAAUCUCGGGUGCUUCUGGGGGGAUUUUCCGGGGCGUUGCUGUUUCCCUUGACCCUGUGUCCCCUCCCCA